AUGUCAGAAAUGGAAGGCAUCGUGACCACCCAAGCGAUCGUCGCCAUGGAUAUCACAGAUCCUGAUCCUCACGAAAGCCGCGACGAAAACAAACCUGCAUUCGAUAUCAAGAAGCCCAAGCCAACACUUCAAAUCCGCGACAAUCUACUGUACUGGAAAUGCAACCAAACACUCCACGACGGCAGUAUCUGCGGUUCCUACAACGAGCUGGACUUCAAGCAGUGCAAGGACUGCAAGAGCCGACGCGGUGUUGGAGAUGAUGGCACUGACGCCUAUGGUACUAAGAUUGCAAAGAUCGUCUUUGUCAAUAACAAGAAUGGAGAGGAGCUUUGGCAGUAUGUUUCGGAGGAAUAGGUUAGCUCAAAGAUGGAUGUCGAUGGUUUGAGAGGAUGCGAAGUCUAUCACAGAAGACAUGAAUGCGUGGCGAAGGAGAACUCAAUGAUUAUUUGCACGCUAGAGAUGCCGCUUUUGCUUCAGACUUUUACG
This is a messenger RNA of Fusarium redolens, 486 nucleotides long. RefSeq lists its product as uncharacterized. NCBI's taxonomy places the organism in Eukaryota, Fungi, Ascomycota, Sordariomycetes, Hypocreales, Nectriaceae. The coding region runs from base 1 to 354 and encodes 117 amino acids. The record is from RefSeq and is a predicted model, not a curated record. The transcript has a single exon.